AUGUCUACCCCCGGUGCCAGAAAGAGAUCUUUCAAGACCUACUCCUACAAAGGUGUGGACUUGGAGAAGAUGUUGGAAAUGCCAACCGAAGAGUUCGUAAAGUUGGCUCCUGCCAGAGUUAGAAGAAGAUUUGCCCGUGGUUUGUCUUCCAAGCCAGCCGGUUUGAUGAAGAAGUUGAGAGCCGCUAAGUUGGCCACUCCAGAAGGCGAAAGACCAUCGGUCGUCAAGACCCACUUGAGAAACAUGAUUGUGGUGCCAGAGAUGAUCGGGUCCGUGGUCGGUGUGUACAACGGUAAGGUGUUCAACCAGGUCGAAAUCAAGCCAGAAAUGGUUGGCCACUACUUGGGAGAAUUUUCCAUCUCGUACACCCCAGUCAGACACGGUAGAGCCGGUGCCACCACCUCGCGUUUCAUUCCAUUGAGAUAA
Molecule: messenger RNA, 426 nt
Organism: Lachancea dasiensis
Lineage: Eukaryota; Fungi; Ascomycota; Saccharomycetes; Saccharomycetales; Saccharomycetaceae
Source: the annotation of a GenBank genome assembly